This is a messenger RNA of Helobdella robusta, 1669 nucleotides long. RefSeq lists its product as hypothetical. Gene Ontology annotation, biological process: microtubule cytoskeleton organization; microtubule-based movement. Gene Ontology annotation, cellular component: cytoplasmic dynein complex; centrosome. NCBI's taxonomy places the organism in Eukaryota, Metazoa, Annelida, Clitellata, Rhynchobdellida, Glossiphoniidae. The transcript is spliced from 12 exons. Bases 1 to 1347 code for a protein of 448 amino acids. The record is from RefSeq and is a predicted model, not a curated record. Gene Ontology annotation, molecular function: dynein heavy chain binding.
AUGUAUUUUCACAAAAACGUCGACACAAGACGUCGAGGAAGUAACGUCAAUCGUCUGGCCACACCUGCUGCUGUCGCUUCUACAGCAACUGACAACGACGACAACAACAAUCAAAACAUCAACAGUUCGGAGGGGGCAGGCAAGUCCACCCUCUCCAGAAGCUUCGGACUGACAUCUGAAAAGUUAAGCGGACUGCAACUCAAAUUCGGAUUCGUCAACAAGUGGGAUGAUGAAAAAUAUUUCCAGGACCUGAACAGUUCAAAACUGAGCAUCUGGAGCAUAACCGGAAGCAGUAGUGACGGAGAGUAUUGCGACAUCACGUGGCAGUUGAAGCAGAUUCUCACGCCAUCAAACUUGGAGUGUUCUAUCGUCUUAUUGGUUGAACCGAUGGACCAAUCGCGUAACAUGAUUCGAAAUUUUGAACAUUACGUUCAAUGUCUGGUCGGUCAUCUGUCUAAACUGGACGUUGAUCAUGAAAUAACUAGGAAGAAGUUUGAAGCAGUCUACAGAGCCUUGCACUCUAGGGAUUCGAACCCGCACCCGUCGAGUGAGUGCAACUGUGGUAGAGUGUCCGUCAGCAAGUACCUCAACGUUCCCAUCAUCACGGUGGUCACUAAAACCGAUAUAAAACUGGAUGGCUCUGAAAUGAAGAAUGCCUCAGGCCAGCCGGACAGUGAGAAUCUGAAGAAGUACCUCGCACUGUCACUCAGGAAGUUUGCCUCAGCCAACGGAAGUAGUUUAGUGUGUACAUCGUCACGUUCGUCGGUCAACUGCGUCUUGCUAUUCGACUACAUAUCGAAUCUUUGUUUCGGUACAAGUUACCGAGUCAUUCCUGAGACAAAUGUCUUAGAGGCAAUGUUCAUACCGAACGGACUGGACAAUGUAAAAGAGGUUUCGGACCUGUACAGUGCAUUCGUUGCUUCACUUGAAAACAAAUCUCACUCGUCUGCAGAUGUCCAGAUGGAGAUGGAUCGACGGUUGCUGAAUAAAUUUCCGCCCCACAAACCCAUGCAACUUCCACCUUUAACCGGAUGUGACGACAAUGCAACUUAUUUGCAAUUGCUCCUGCAGAUCAUGAAGGAACCACUGGUCAGAGAAACUAAUGUCAAGAUUAAAGACCCGAAUGAGUUGUUGGAGGAUUGUAACACGCCCACAACGGGCGGAAGGAGGUCAAGCAUGACUCCCAGAAGGCAACCGACCACGCCACACCGCAACUUGAUAUGCGACAGUAACAACAGCGUCGUCCUGGUCACAUUCUUCAGUUCACUCAUCAACUCACCGAGACCAUCACUGAAUAGUGGACCGCCGUCACCCGCUCCGCCCACAAGACCCGUGAGAGAUCCAUAACUCGAUGGAGACUGAAUUUAAAACUGACAAACAUACAAACAAACAAACAUACAAACAUGAAAACAAAAUAAAAACAAAACAUUCACACAAACAAAAAAUCAAUUUCUACAAACACACAGUCAAUCAUCCUAUCGAAUUUUUGUAUUCUGUUUUCCAUUUUUUUCACAAUACGCAAAAAUUUUGAAUUUUUUUAAGCAAAUUUAAUCAUAAAUCACACAAAAUGAAUAAUUUAUUGCACGUGAAAUAUUUCAUAUCUUUGUUGUCAAGUCGGUGUUUUUUCAUUUUUUUCCCUAGGGAGUUGACACUUAACAAGCAAUCAAAC